This is a messenger RNA of Formica exsecta, 2440 nucleotides long. Its product is annotated as inositol polyphosphate 5-phosphatase K-like. The transcript has 9 exons. The coding region runs from base 348 to 1664 and encodes 438 amino acids. Gene Ontology annotation, cellular component: ruffle; plasma membrane; cytoplasm. Gene Ontology annotation, biological process: phosphatidylinositol dephosphorylation. Gene Ontology annotation, molecular function: phosphatidylinositol-4,5-bisphosphate 5-phosphatase activity. NCBI's taxonomy places the organism in Eukaryota, Metazoa, Arthropoda, Insecta, Hymenoptera, Formicidae. The record is from RefSeq and is a predicted model, not a curated record.
UGCUGACGUCACGUGUCACGUGGACGCGUUAGCGAUAUUGGAGGGAGUUUGUCUUCCCUCUACUUGUCAACAACAUGACAUCGUAAUAGAGACGUACCAGAUCGAACGUACAGAUGUUACUCGCGACGUAUUUCGUUGAACGGCAGUUUCCUCGCGGCCGACAUUGCUGGGUGAAAGGUACGUAGAUGUGAAUACUCGGGGGACUCGACCAUCACGUCGUACUCGUUUCUAACCUGACGUACGAUGAGCUGUCAUUCAGUACUGUACGGAGUCAGCGUGUUAUAAAUCGCGUUUUCUUCGUGAAAUUACGUAAAUUUCUAGUGAAACCUGAAUUCUCUCUGGUAGAGAUGGCGAAUCCGUUGGAACGGCUCAGAAUUUACUUCAUCACGUAUAAUGUGGCCACAAAGUUUCCCGAUCCUAAUCAGGAUCUUCACCAACUUUUGGGCAUCACACCUUGCGGCGAAACAAACCUAUGGCCAGAUUUGUACUUUAUUGGAUUUCAGGAAGUUAAAUCACAGCCGCAAAAUAUAGUGUUGGAUUAUAUAUUACUUGAGGAUCCAUGGACCAGAGCCUUUAGAGAUGUACUGAAGAAGUAUGAUUAUGUGAAAAUACGUUCACAACGGUUGCAGGGUCUUGUUUUAAAUGCCUUCUGUCUAAGGAAGCAUUUAACACAAUUGAGAUUAAUGGAAGUUCAGUACACCAAGACAGGUUUUGGUGGCAUGUGGGGAAACAAGGGUGCAGUGAGCAUUAGAAUGAACGCCUAUGGAGUUAGCAUUUGUGUUGUAAACACGCAUUUGACUCCUCAUGAUCAUUUGCUGGCUGAUAGAAUUUCAGAUUACAAUACCAUAGUAACAGAUCAUACUUUCACUGCUCCAGAUACAUCGAAGAUAUUAUAUCAUGAUUAUAUAUUUUGGAUCGGUGAUUUAAACUUUCGGCUCAAUGGAGAAGACUUAAGCGCUGCUGAGAUAGACUUACUCGUAAAGAAAAAAAAACUCAAAGAGCUUCUCGAAAGAGAUCAGUUGCAGAUGGUGAUGAAAGAGCGCCAAGCUUUCGCCGAGUUGAAUGAAAGCAUCAUUACAUUCCCGCCUACUUACAAAUACGAAUUCGAGUCCCAAGAAUUUGAUCUCAAACGCAGACCGUCUUGGACUGAUAGGAUUUUGUACAAAAUAAAUGCAAUAGAUAUAUACAACGAUGUAGAACUUAAGGCAGAACAGCAUACUUACAAGAGUCAUCCCAGUUAUAGUGUUUCCGAUCACAAACCUGUAACUGGAGAAUUCGAUAUCGCGGUCAGACCUAUUGUAAAUAACUACAUCGUGGAAUUUCAAGAGUGUAUAAUGGAGGAAAAUUUUGUAUCGUACAAACUGCAGAGGAACUUUACACCAAGCAAUGGGGAUUGGAUAGGUCUCUUUCCUAACGAUUUCUCCAGCUUAGAUGACUACAUUAUUUACGAAUAUGUUGGCCGUGGUAAACCAACGUCAGUUCCUAAUGAACCUCACGCGAGCACGGAACGAAUAUUCUUCAAUGAUACAGCGAUUCGUUCAUCAGAAAUGUAUUGUCUGGUUUAUGUAGCACAACGAGGAGAUUUUAUCGAGAUUUUGGGUGUCAGUUUGGGAUUUUCGGGUGUUCGCAACUCGAUCGAGCCAUGCGUUUCAUCGUCCAUGUAAAUAUUUUAUAGCGAGGAAUCAGUUUACUUGAAGACUCAAGUACGUGAACACCAAUUCUUUUAUCGAGAGACCAAAUAUCUGGCAUUGUACAAUUUUUUAUCGUAGAUGGACGAAAAUAUUUUGUUGGCUUGACUUUUUAUUACAUCUUAUUAACGACUACAAUCUUUCCUAGAAAUUGUGAUAACGUUUUGAGUAGGAAAUUUAAGUAUGUCAAGAAAUAUGGCCUUUAAACAAAGGGUGCUUAUAACACGAUAUAGUAAAUUGAAAUACAGUUAUAAAGCAUCUCGAGAAAGCACGAUGCUUUGCACGUAGGAUGUAAAUGAUACUUUUGGUACCUGGUCUUCGUACUCUCAACUCUCAGCCUUGCCACUUAUUGUUAGAGUGCGUUGCGGCAUAAGAGUCAUACAUUUUAGAGUUUGCAGCUUGCAGUGAAUGCACUGCCUCAAGUUUUUCUGCACGCGAGGUCUUUUUCGAUCCAUUAAUGCGCGUUAUUAAAAAAAUGGAGGAGAUGAUAUUAUAUAAUUAUCUUUUUUUAUCACCUGAGCAUUAAUUGGUUAAUCAGUGCGUACGAAUGCGUGCGUGUGACAUAUCAUGACCCUUAUUUCCUUAGUUGUAGAAAUUUUCAGUGGAAAAUGUGGAUUAUAGUGACUCGUACUGCCCAUUGUGUGAAUUCAUGCUAUUUUAUUUUUAUAGCAUCGGCACGGAUUUUAAAUAAAUAUAUAUAUUAUAUGUGGUUUUAAAAAGGGGAUGCAAAUAAAGGAUAUUAGUAUUUUCUA